This is a messenger RNA of Homo sapiens (human), 1592 nucleotides long. RefSeq names its product alkaline ceramidase 1 (gene ACER1). Gene Ontology annotation, molecular function: N-acylsphingosine amidohydrolase activity. The record is from RefSeq and is a predicted model, not a curated record. Gene Ontology annotation, biological process: ceramide metabolic process; sphingosine biosynthetic process; sebaceous gland development. NCBI's taxonomy places the organism in Eukaryota, Metazoa, Chordata, Mammalia, Primates, Hominidae. The coding region runs from base 355 to 1020 and encodes 221 amino acids. The transcript has 7 exons. Gene Ontology annotation, cellular component: endoplasmic reticulum; endoplasmic reticulum membrane; membrane.
CCACAGCUCAUCUUGGAAGAGGGGUCCCAGAGAGGACUUAGCCUGGGUCUUGGCCUUGAAGAGCUUCCAGCCUGGUGUGGCCGACUUCUACUGAGACCUCCUCAUUCAUUUUUUGGCCACCUGUGGAGUAGAUUGUGGGAGCCCAGAGAAGGGUGUUGUGGAUUCUUCCUGGAGAUCAGACCGGAAAGCAUUCCUAGGAGAAGCAGAGGCAGAGUCUCACUAUGCUGUCCAGGCUGGUUUCAAAUUCCUGGAGUCAAGCAACCCUCUUACCUUGGCCUCCCAAAGCGCUGAGAUGUCAACAGAGGGAAAGAGUUGAAGUUCUCCAAUAUCCCCUUCUUCAUCUUCGGGCCACUGAUGAUGCUCCUGAUGCACCCGUAUGCCCAGAAGCGCUCCCGCUACAUUUACGUUGUCUGGGUCCUCUUCAUGAUCAUAGGCCUGUUCUCCAUGUAUUUCCACAUGACGCUCAGCUUCCUGGGCCAGCUGCUGGACGAGAUCGCCAUCCUGUGGCUCCUGGGCAGUGGCUAUAGCAUAUGGAUGCCCCGCUGCUAUUUCCCCUCCUUCCUUGGGGGGAACAGGUCCCAGUUCAUCCGCCUGGUCUUCAUCACCACUGUGGUCAGCACCCUUCUGUCCUUCCUGCGGCCCACGGUCAACGCCUACGCCCUCAACAGCAUUGCCCUGCACAUUCUCUACAUCGUGUGCCAGGAGUACAGGAAGACCAGCAAUAAGGAGCUUCGGCACCUGAUUGAGGUCUCCGUGGUUUUAUGGGCUGUUGCUCUGACCAGCUGGAUCAGUGACCGUCUGCUUUGCAGCUUCUGGCAGAGGAUUCAUUUCUUCUAUCUGCACAGCAUCUGGCAUGUGCUCAUCAGCAUCACCUUCCCUUAUGGCAUGGUCACCAUGGCCUUGGUGGAUGCCAACUAUGAGAUGCCAGGUGAAACCCUCAAAGUCCGCUACUGGCCUCGGGACAGUUGGCCCGUGGGGCUGCCCUACGUGGAAAUCCGGGGUGAUGACAAGGACUGCUGAGACCUGCCAGCCUCUUGACUAUCCAACCACCCAACAACUUGCCUGUGUCUUGAGAAGAUAGCCCCGGUCAGGACUUGCACCUGCGGGACACUCGUGGUUCCUUCCUCUGUUUCCCCUUCCGUGUCCUCCUUGUCCUGCGCUGCCCUGCCUUGAGGCAGAUGAUGGACUUUGUGACAUCUCUGAGCAGCAGCCUGGUGACUGUGGGGGGCUGUCUCGUGCAUCUCCCCUCCAUGACCCCCCCCAUCCUCUUUCAUUUCCUCCUCUGUGUCCACAGCCUCCCAGUGACCAUUGUCACAUGAGCUGGUGGGACUGUGUCACCAGGUACUGGGGUGACUGAAGGAUGUGGCAUCUAAAUAUUAGCUUCUAGGCUGGGAACGGUGGCUCACGCCUAUAAUCCCAGCACUUUGGGAGGCCGAGGUGGGUGGAUCACCUGAGGUCAGAAGUUCAAGACUAGCCUGGCCAACAUGGCAAAACCCCGCCUCUACUAAAAAUACAAAAAUUAGCCGGGCGUGGUGGUGCAUGCCUGUAAUCUCAGCUACUUGGGAGGCUGAGGCAGGAGAAUCGCUUGAACC